AUGCCAUCUGACAAAAGUGCCCCGCCUACUUCACUGGAAAUUGGUCUUCCCUCUGACAAAAUGGAAUAUCUCCCUUAUGAGCUGGGGUACCUACCUGAUUCCCUAAAAGAGAUGGCAGAAAAGGAAUUAAACGAAACUGAGGAACGUAAAGAGGCGUGUCUCCAAAAAUUUCGUCAGCUCAUUGCAGCCGAAAAGAACUUCUACGUCAGGACUGACGACUCGUGCCUGCUGUCUUACCUCCGAGGCAAGAAGUACGACGUGGACAAAGCUUUCCGCAGCAUGCAGAACACGUACAAGCUCCGCCUCAAGAAGAAGUUCUACGAUUCAGACGACAAUAGCAUCGUACACGACGUCUUCAGACAGAACUACGUCGGGUUUCUACCAUACAGAGCCAAAAAUGGAAGCGUCAUACUGGUGGUUAAAGUCGGUUCCUGGGAUACGGAAAAGGUCAGUCGGGACCUAUUCAUGUGGGUGCUGACCCACUGUAUGAUUCACUCCAUAGAAGAUCCUGCUACCCAAGUUGCCGGAUACACUGCCCUCGUGGACGUUCGGGGUACCGGAAACAAACACCUCAGGAUGCUGACAAUAGAAAAUAUCAUGUUGCUGAUAUACUCGACGCAAUCAUGCUUUCCGGGGCGUUAUAAGGCCAUCCACGUCAUAGGCAUGCCUAAGUUCUUCACAUACGCCUGGAACAUGGUAUAUCCCUUCAUCAUGAAUCUCAAGCUGAAGAAACGGAUUUUCAUUCAUGGGGAAGACCUGAAGUCUCUCCAUAAGCACCUUUCUCCUGAUAUCCUGCCAGAUGAGUUCGGGGGGAACCUAGGACCCUUUGACAACGGAGCCUGGCACGCGUCCAUUCUAGCGAAAAACGAAUGGUGCCUACAGCAGAGGCACUAUGGAUACAGGAAAAGCUAGUUGCCUGUUCAUCAUUGUUGCGAGAUACUUGUGAACUCAUAAGAGAUAGUUUAUCGCUUUGUACCAUCUUUCAGGACUACAGUGGGUGAUGUACAGUUUACUUUGUAGAAACCCGUAGGACAAUUAGAAAUUUAGCAAUUUCAAGACUCGGGUCAAGUGAGGUGAUGUACAAUUUAUAAUGUAGUAACUCGAAGGGAAACUAGGAUUAAGCGAUUUUAAGACUCGGGUCAAGUGUGGUGAUGUACAGUUUAUUUUGUAGAAACUCGUUGGGCAACUAGUAUCAAAAACUUUCAAGACUUGGGUAAAGUGUGGUGAUGUACAGCUUAUUUUGCAAAAGUUCGUAUUGCAAUUGGGAAUAAAAGCUUUUAAGACUCGGGUCAAGUGUGGUGAUGUACAGCUUAUUUUGUAGAAACUCGAAGGGCAACUAGAAUUAAACGAUUUCAUGACUCGGGUCAGGUGUGGUGAUGAACAGCCUUUUUUCCAGAAAAUUGUGAUACACUAGCUAAAAAAAAGAAGAGGGAUUAAAUUCGAAAACGCUGAUGUAAAUUUUGGGUAAAUGAUUGUGUCUUGAACUCUAUAAACGUAGGUAAUGGAAGAAGUUUCCCCAUAAGCUCGUUCUCUUGAAGCUGAUGUUUCAAAAAAUUAUGGUGUACUAGGAUGAAAUAAAAAUAGAAAUAUCGCUUAAACUACUGUACAGUGUCAUAUCUUCAGUUUAAAAAGCUAUGGUGUACGAGAAUAAAAGAAAAAGCUGUCGGAUAAAAAAAACACAUUAAUCUACCUCCCAAUAAUCUCUACACAAUAAUUAAACACCUCAAAUUUUUUCUCCCAAUACCUACUACACAUUUGCUUUCUAACUUCCAAAAAUUGUGAAAAAUUCUUU
Uloborus diversus is the source of this 1792-nucleotide messenger RNA. Its product is annotated as retinaldehyde-binding protein 1-like. NCBI's taxonomy places the organism in Eukaryota, Metazoa, Arthropoda, Arachnida, Araneae, Uloboridae. The transcript is spliced from 5 exons. Gene Ontology annotation, cellular component: membrane. Gene Ontology annotation, molecular function: phosphatidylinositol bisphosphate binding. The record is from RefSeq and is a predicted model, not a curated record. Bases 1 to 912 code for a protein of 303 amino acids.